AUGAAUUAAUUGAAAGACACAAUAUAGGAAUAUAUGAAUAAAAAUGUUAAGCCAAUUUUUGAUUAACUAUUAGCUUAAUUGCUGCUUGCUAGACCUGAUGAUAUUGUGAGUUGGUGUAUUAAUUGGCUUUAACAAUUAUGUAAAGAAUAUAUGAUUUUAAGAAUCGACACCCUCUAAAGCAAAACACUCGGAAGCAUAGCAUUAUCAAAGUGAAGAAGAAGAGGAUGAAGAGGAUGAGGUUUUACCUAUUUAAAAAGAAACAAAAAAAACAAAUAGAACAGGAGUUUCAGCUGAAGUCUAUGGGUAAUUUAACAAAAAAGAGGAUUUCAAGCCAAGAGUCAUUGAAAAAAAUAAAGAUUAAAUUGACAGAAUUAGGAAAAAGAUUCUAAAUUCAUUCCUUUUUUAAGCAUUAGAUGAAUUAAAUCUACAUACCGUUAUUGAUGCAAUGGAAGAGAAAAAAUUUUAGUAAUUCAUUUUAUUUUUCACAAUUUGUUAGGCCUGGCGAUUAUGUCAUUCGUCAAGGAGAUGAUGGAAAUGAAUUGUAUGUGAUUGAUGAAGGUGAAUUAGAAUGUACAAAGAAAUUCCCCAAUCAACCUCAAGAAAAAUUCUUAAAAAAGUAUUUGCCAGGAGAAUCCUUUGGUGAACUUGCUUUAUUGUAUAAUGUACCUCGUGCUGCAACUAUUAAAGCAAUUUAACCUGUAAUAGCUUUUGCUUUAGAUAGAGCAACUUUUAACAAUAUUGUGAAAGAUGCAGCUAUCAAAAAGAGAGAAUAGAUGGAACAGAUCUUAAACAAAAUUGAACUCUUGUAGUCAAUGGACACUUAUGAGAGGUUAUAGUUCUGUGAUGUUUUGAGAGAAAUCAAAUAUCUAAGAGGAGACAAAGUUAUUAAAUAGGUUAAAAUGAUAUUUAAUUUCUUAGGGAGAGUAAGGAGAUACAAUUUACUUGAUUGCUGAAGGAGAAUUGGAAGCAUACAAAGAUGGUUAAGUAGAAAAGGUUUAUGCCUACAAAUCAGGUGACUAUUUUGGAGAGUUAGCAUUGUUAAAAAACACACCUAGAUAGGCAACCAUUAUAGCAAUAGUACUUAUGCAUUUAUACAAUUUAUAGUCAGAUUGUACUUUAUACUAUUGUGAUUUUAAAUCAUUUACAAGAAUGAUGGGUCCUUUGGAGUAAAUUCUAAGAAGAAAUGUGGAAAGAUACGAGCAUUAUCUUAAAUGAAUGUUAUAUUUA
Messenger RNA from Paramecium octaurelia, 1227 nucleotides. The record is from the annotation of a GenBank genome assembly. Lineage: Eukaryota; Ciliophora; Oligohymenophorea; Peniculida; Parameciidae.